UUGAUUGAAGGAGAAAAAAAAACUAUGGGCUAUUACGGCCGAAUAGGGCCCGUAACUUCUUCCCCUAUCCAAUCCAAUGCAACGAACAAUGAGCCGCAGCGACCACCGAAUCGCCUCGCCAUGACAAACGCGGUGGCAGUGGAGCCGGCGCCGCUCGUGUGGGCCCGCUCUUGCGCGGCCGUCGCCUCCUUCCCGCCCCCGCGCCGUCGAAGAGCUGCUGGAGCUAUCAGGGCGUCUACCGCAUCCGGCCGGACCGAGGGCGCCGGCGAGCUCCCGGCCCCGCUCCUGCCGAACGCGCGGCGGCGUGGACGCGACCCGCUCUGGCACGGCGGCGGGUUCAGCCUCGGCGUCGACCUCGGUGACGCCCGCACCGGCCUCGCCGUCGGGAGGGGAAUCACCCUCCCUCGCCCCCUCACUGUUCUGAAGCUCCGCGGGCAGAAGCUAGAGCUUACGCUGCUCGACGUGGCUCGGCAACAGGAGGCGGACGAGCUCAUCAUCGGGCUUCCCGUGUCCGCUGAUGGGAGGGAGACACCGCAGUCCAAUAAAGUGCGGAGCGUCGUCGGGAGGCUCGCCGUCCAAGCGGCCCAAAGGGGUUUGAGGGUAUACCUGCAGGAUGAAUAUGGAACGUCCACGGACGCCCUAGAGUACAUGAUCUCCAGGGGUGUCAAGAAGUCUGCCCGUGAUACCCAAUCUGAUGCAUAUGCUGCUGUGAUGAUUUUGAAGAGAUAUUUCACGUCAUCAGGUCAAGGGGCUAAGAUUGUUCUCCCCAGGCAACCAGAAUUACAGGACAAGUUAAUAGUUCAGUCUAGGCAAGAUGCUGAAAUUUAGAAAGGCAUGUCUUCUAGUUUCUCCAUCAGUAGAGAACAUGUCCAGUUGAGAGCACCUCAUUUUCUAUACCAUCUCAUCCGCUGUGAUGUAGAUGAUUGUUUGAGGUACUCUAGUGGUACUGCAUCAAAAUCACAAGCUGUUUUUGAACGUGCUCCUGAUUGCAUAUUCAGUAUCGUCCUAAAACAAAAUUUAGUAACAUAUUCAUUGUUGUAUUUCGUGAUUUUUUUUCUGAGUAUCCCUACCUA
Molecule: messenger RNA, 1073 nt
Organism: Sorghum bicolor (sorghum)
Lineage: Eukaryota; Viridiplantae; Streptophyta; Magnoliopsida; Poales; Poaceae
Product: putative pre-16S rRNA nuclease
Exons: 6
Coding region: 25-828 (267 amino acids)
Biological process (GO): rRNA 5'-end processing
Source: RefSeq, a predicted model, not a curated record